Messenger RNA from Grosmannia clavigera kw1407, 1365 nucleotides. RefSeq names its product RNA-binding protein. Bases 1 to 1365 code for a protein of 454 amino acids. Gene Ontology annotation, cellular component: nucleus. NCBI's taxonomy places the organism in Eukaryota, Fungi, Ascomycota, Sordariomycetes, Ophiostomatales, Ophiostomataceae. The transcript has a single exon. Gene Ontology annotation, molecular function: RNA binding. Gene Ontology annotation, biological process: mRNA splicing, via spliceosome. The record is from RefSeq and is a predicted model, not a curated record.
AUGCCGCUCCCGAGCAAAAAAGACAAGCUCGCCCCCGUGCCUGCGGGCAUGGCCCCGCGCAUGCAGACGCAGGUGCAGAAGUGGGCCAAGAUGAAGGCCGACCUGGGCCAUCCAGGCCGCAGCCUGGACGCAGCAAAAGCAUCAUCAUUCUCAUCCGCAGCAGCAGCAACAGCGAACUCCAUCCCCCACCAGAAAAAGACAGGCAAGCUUGCCAGCACAGCCGCACGGCCACAGUCUGUUCUCCGCGCACCCCAUCGUCGCGACCGCUAUCCGUCUGUGGCCGUUGGUGGCGGCUUUCCCUUGGACCCGGCCUCGUCGACUCUGGCUUCAUCAACACCUGCAACAGCUGCAACCUCACCACCCAUCUGCCUGCUCUGCCUCGUCCGCUUCGACACGCGCCAGCAGCUGCGCGACCACGAAGCGCUGUCGACGCUGCACCGCCGUCUGAUGCGUGACCGAGCCGCCCGCCGCACCGCCCUGCAGCGCUAUGCCAAGGUCGAGAGAAAGAAAGCGGCCGAAGCAGACGGUCGACCGAUCUCCACGGCCACCAGCUCCACGCCUCAGCUUCCCACCCACAUCAAGCGUCUACCACGUCGCCGAGGCGAUCUCGCCCCUGUCUACACCUCCUAUGGCGUCCCCCUCCGUCCGGCCGUCCCCGAUGCAGACGCGAUUUCGACCAGCCUCGACCACGGCUGUCUUCUGUGUCGUCGUCGUUUCCACGGCCGCGCCUCUCUGCGGCUGCACGAGCGUGAAAGCGCCCUUCAUCGCGCUCGCACACGCGAUCCUGCCGCCGUCGCUGCCGCCGUUCAGGCCGUCCAGGCCGUCCAGGAACACGACGAACAACACAGACCGCUAUUGCGCAUGCGUCCGGCCCCUGACUUGGCCUCUACGCGCUACCGUGACCGUGCUCGUGAGCGGAGACUGGCUUUUGGCCAGAAAGGCGUGCCGGCGAGCCGCAAACGCAUCGCCAAGACGGCUGCCACGGCCGUCUCCAAAGAUACCGCGGCCGUCACUACGGCUACUGCUGCCGCCGUCUCGUCUGCCACCAAGGGUGCUGCCAUGCUCGGAAAGAUGGGCUGGACUGCUGGCCAAGGCCUUGGUGCUCAGGGCACCGGCCUCACCGAAGCCAUCGCCGCUGCUGCCUAUCUUCCCGGCGUCGGUCUCGGCGCCCACGGCGGCAAGUUGGGCGAUGCCGCUGAUGUCGCCGCUCGCCGCACCGAGAGCCGAUACGCCGACUUUGUCGAGCAGACCCAGGAAACCGCCCGCCAGCGCUAUUUGGCCCUCGAUCGCGCUGAAGCAGAGGCAGCUGGCCAGGUUGCUGAGUCAGCAGAGGGAAACGGGAAUGGAAACGAAGCCCAGGACUAA